AUGAGAUUCGAUGAUGAUGCCCUUAAAGACAUGAAGGAGUAUAGGUAUAAACCGCUGUCACAUUCCAAGAAACGGAUACGUCUUCUUCAACUGAGCGCCGGCACAAUUCACAACUCUUCUAUCGACUGCGAGCUCGUCGAAGCUGAUUACGACAACGAUUUUCAUAUUCCGACUGAAGUAACUCAUGAUGAGUACGGAAACUCUAAGGGGAAAGAUGUCGAAGCUGGGGCCGCACCGGAGGCUAAGGAGGAUGAAAAGAGCAAAGAAUGGAUGAGGGUGAAGGGCAUUGAAAUCAAGUACCAAGCAUUAUCGUGGUGCUGGGGAUCCGGAAACGCAGACUACUGUGUGACAAUCAGAGACGGCAAACACUAUUACAAGAAGGCAGUGCGCAGGGACCUGGCUCUCGCUUUGAAGAAUCUCCGCAAACCUACGAAAAUCCGGACGCUCUGGAUUGACGCAAUAUGCAUAAAUCAGGCAGAUUCCAAUGAGAGAAAUCAACAGGUGCAAAUGAUGGCAAGAAUCUACACAAGAGCAGAGAAGGUCUGCAUUUGGCUUGGAGAAGACAACCAAGAAAGCGCGCUUGCGAUUAAAUUUAUUAAAGAGGAAAUUACCCAGCUGAACGACUUCGAUAAAAUAAGCUCGGAUAAGAAAUACAGCGACAAGUGGCGAGCCUUGUUAAUGCUCAUGCAGCGGGAGUGGUUUUCUCGCCGAUGGGUUGUUCAAGAGAUCUCUCUAGCUAAGGACGCUCGGAUCUACUGCGGCCCUGAUUCAAUUCGAUGGAAAGAAUUCGCAGUCGCUGUAGAACUUUUCGUUGAGGUAGAAUCUGCUACCCAUGGGCUCUCGGAAGUCAUGCAGAAGGACGCAAAAUUUGAGCAUAUUCCUGGCUGGUUCGAACAUGUUUCUGAACUUGGAGCUAGUCUCUUAGUGCAUGCAACUGGCAAGGUUUUCCGAGCUCAUGGGACACCUAUGGAUGACCACUACGAUGAUGGUCUUGAUGACCCCAUCAAAGCAGCACAAUACUUCAAGGAAGUUCAUACAAUCGAUCCUCUCGACCGGAAAAGCCUCCUGAGCCUGGAGUAUCUGGUAACGACCAUGUUCAUCUUCAAGGCAACCGAAUGCAGAGACUCGAUCUACUCCAUGCUAGCGAUCGCAAGAGAUGCUGCGCCAUAUGCUGAGCAGAGCAGCACAUUUGACGAUACCAAUCAGUCCCACACAAUUGACAUGUCUUUCAAUAAGAUAAUAUAUGAUUGUUUUCUUGCAGAGAAACCAUUUGUAGUCGAUUAUGCCAGGCCGUAUUCAGAUGUCUGCCGAGACUUUGUCGAGUUUUGCAUCCAGCGUAGUAAUGCCUUGGACCCAGUACAAGCAUUGGAUAUUCUUUGUCGUCCAUGGGCGUUGGAUCCACCAAGGAAAAAAUCUGUCCGACUCUCGACUGAAGAUGCAGGAGGAGGUUCAGAUCAGAACAAGCGGAUACAAACACAAAGAUCGUGGCUUGUUCGAGAAUGCAGGGUGCGUGUCGAGUUUGGUUGGGUACGACCACAUAAAUGGAAAUACGAAAAGUCUGACAAGGACGUUUGGCACGAAGACGUUCGUACAUUAGACGAAUACCUGAAGCACAAUGAGGCCAAAGAAAGUGGGGAGAUGGUGCAAUCUUUCGGUUGCUCGUGGAGCACUUCCUUCUAUGGGGGCCUACGGAAAGCCUCGUGGAAGAAACCUGAGGGAUGGGACAGAGUAAAAGACUUCCUGCAAGGGCCAAGCAAGCAUAUCUCAGGACUGAAACGCAAAAUGAAAACUAUGAAAGGAAACUCAGUCGCAGACGAGGUAAGUGCAGAUUUAGAUUUGCCGUCCUGGGUCGCUCGUGCCAAGAAUGCCCCCUUCGAACUUCACGCUCACCCAGGAUUUGAGGCCGAGAAAACGGGACGAGCGCACGCAGAACCUCUCGUUGGGUCGCCUAAGGAUGGUCAUAGGAACUACAGCGCUGCCCAAACAUGGAAAGUAGACCUCCAAAAGCUUAAGUUCAAGAAGAGGCCUUACUUGGGACACUAUAGUCUUUACGUUGAAGGUUUCGUUAUCGACGAAGUAGCAGAGGUGGCGGCUGCAUCUCAAGGAGGUAAUAUUCCGGCAUCAUGGCUUGACAUGACCGGCUGGAAUCCACCGUAUAAUGAUGACCCACCGGCCGAAUUCUGGCGGACAAUCGUUGCUGACAGAGGAUCUGAUGAUCGGAACCCUCCAGCUUACUACGCGCGAGCUUGUAAGGAGUCUGUUAAGAAAGGAGGCAUUGCCAGCGGAAGAGUGAACACCACGGCUCUAAUCAAUAAUGAGCGGAAUUCGAUUAUUGCAGCGUUCUGUCGCCGAGUACAAGCUGUAAUCUGGGGUCGCUCGUUGUUUCGGACAAAGAAAGGAAGGCUAGGAAUCGCGGCUGAAAGCGUGCAGCCAGGUGACAAGAUUUGUAUCCUUUAUGGAUGUACAGUCCCAGUUAUCCUAAAUCAGCAAAUGAAGACGCCGAACGAGCAAAGGGACGAAGCGCUAGAGGAUCGGAUCCAAGCUUUCAAAUCCUGCGUUCAAAGGUUGAAGAUCAUUCGGGAGAGAAAAGCAAGAUACAGGGGAAUAUCAAACGAAAAUCCAGGUUGGGAGGAAGAGGUCAAAGUAAAGACAGCUGAGGUCAACAAAAUCUUGGAAAUGUUGAAAGGCCAACGAGAGGAAAAUGAGGAGCGGACGAAAAGGCAGAUGAAGGCUAUGCAGGCAAUGAAGGAGAAGGACCAUGGAAGCCCUUGGGGCGUAUCUACUCCGUGGAACUGGUGGUGGGGGGACAGCAAGGAAAAUUUGAAACGAGAACAAAAGCAGAUGAAGGAAGCCGAGAAAGAGAUGGACGACACGCUUCACUACAUAUUUCGGGGAGGAGCUUAUGUGAAUGGCUGUAUGGAUGGAGAAGCACUGCGAGCAAAGUUUUAUGAGGAAAGUGAGGACCGGCUCUUUGAGUUGAGGUAA
Messenger RNA from Parastagonospora nodorum SN15, 2985 nucleotides. RefSeq lists its product as hypothetical. The transcript has a single exon. The record is from RefSeq and is a predicted model, not a curated record. Lineage: Eukaryota; Fungi; Ascomycota; Dothideomycetes; Pleosporales; Phaeosphaeriaceae. Bases 1 to 2985 code for a protein of 994 amino acids.